Branchiostoma belcheri (Belcher's lancelet) is the source of this 720-nucleotide messenger RNA. Its product is annotated as meiosis-specific coiled-coil domain-containing protein MEIOC-like. NCBI's taxonomy places the organism in Eukaryota, Metazoa, Chordata, Leptocardii, Amphioxiformes, Branchiostomatidae. Gene Ontology annotation, biological process: meiotic cell cycle; female meiosis I; male meiosis I. The transcript has 3 exons. The coding region runs from base 1 to 420 and encodes 139 amino acids. Gene Ontology annotation, cellular component: nucleus; cytoplasm. The record is from RefSeq and is a predicted model, not a curated record.
AUGGCUGUCAUAUCUAUUCAAAAGGUUGUGACUCUUGUGAACAGGAUCGAGGGUCUGGUGACGGAGCCGCUGCACUCGAACUUGAUCAGCACGCUGGAGCGAUUCCUGGAGGGGGUUCGGAAGGUGCAGGCACGGCGCCGGGAGGAAGUGGUCAACGCCACCAACCGCCAGCGGCAAGGCGGACCUCGUCAUCAGGACGACAGAGAUGUGCUGGCACUAGCUGUCAGUAUCCACGAGCUCACCCUCCAUACGCGCAGGGCUCGCACCGCGCUGUGGUGUGCUUUGCAGAUGGCGCGAGCCACCCAGCCCGACCCUCCCCCCAUCAGCCAACCAGAGCCCAGCACUCCAGCCGACAGCCAAUCAGAGCAGAGUGUGCCAGGUGGGAGUGCGCCAACAGGUGUCAGUGAGAGUAGGCCAUAGUGUUGGUUGUUUAUGGUUGCUAUGGUUACGUAGUGUAUUCGAAGAUGGCAAAUGUGCCAGAUCAUGAAAUAUUGAGAAAUGAAAGGAAAGUCAACUUUGCAGAUGGCAAAGCGUCAAGCAGGGUAGCACGUGGCUGCCGAGGAGCACCAUAUCAAGAAUAUACGUCUCAAGAAAGGAGGAAGACUGGAGUGACUACCCAAGUCUACGUCGAUGUGUUACAGGAAGUAGUCGAGUUUGUAGCAAUAGAAGCAGAAUAUAUCCAGAGCUCCUGUAUGUGCUCUGGACUAGAAGGAAGCAGCA